AUGUUACUCUUCUUCAAAGAAACUGACAAUGAGCUCUGUGUGUGCUCCUGGCUCCAUAGCGCCCCCUGUGAGCAGAUCCUUCUGUGGUACUUGAGCCACGCUGACACCUCUGCGGCCCGGUCAGCACUGAGACAGCUUUCAGGUCUGCAGGACCCAAAAAACGAGGUAGCAGCAAAGUUCCACUUCACCCCGGGCAGUGAUGGAGGAGCCCGUCUGAGCUUAAGGGAGAUAUCCAGCAGAAAGGACGAUGCUCUGUAUGAGAAGCUGUCAGAAGAGCAGUGGAGGCUGGAGUGUCUUAUGCAGCUAUUAGCUGACCUCAAACACUGUGACCUGCCUGGAGACUUCUUCCUCGACCUGCUACAGGUGGAGCAGCGGCUGCUGGCUCCAUCUGCGAAGCAAAGCCGGAAACUGGCUCUGCUUCAGGUGUUGGCUGUGAUGGUUGAUUGUGUGCAGCAUACUGUGCUGCUGAGAAAAAACUCACAGGUGGUGGACUUCUUGAUGUCUAUGCUUCAGAGGGCCUGUUUGGGUCUGGGUCAGGCCUCUGGUCCAGUUCUUGGAAGCCCAGUAGAGAGCGAGACGCUGCGGUUGGGGAUAGGCGUUGUGGCUACUCUGCUGUCUGGACCUAAGCUUAGUCAAGAAGACUACUCUUCGAUGUGGAGACUGCUCCCGCCACUGGAGUCGCUGUCUCAGAAGCACCCUGAGGUGCUCAUCCAGCAGCUGGCAUCCGACCUCAGAGCUGUCAUUGCCACUCAUGGGGCCUACCGGCCUGAGAACUUCCCCGCUGUCGCUUCGGUCUCCAUGAAGCCUAAAAUGACAGUCAAGAACACGCAAACCGGAGCCAACAACCCCCAGAUUAGUCCUCAUUCAUCGCCACCAGACCGAAACGCCCAAAGCAAUAGACCUCCAGCGUCCUUUGGAAAGUCUGCAGCGAAAGUAAGUCCAGAAGGUAGGACUUCUGGAACCAGUACCCUUCACCCUCCUACCAAGCCUUUUUCCGAUUGGCUGCUAGAAGCUUGUGACCCGGAUGUGCCAACCAGAGCGUUCGCCCUGAGGGUCCUGACUCAGAUGGUGCAGAGAGGAAACCCAGAGGCUGCCCACACCCAGGAGAAGCUCCUGAUGCUCUUCUUAGAAAACCUAGAGCAUGAAGACUCAUUCAUCUACCUGUCAGCCAUUCAAGGUUUGUCUGCAUUGGCAGAUUCAAACCCUGAGAGGGUUCUGGAAAGGCUUCUGAAAGACUUUCAGCAUGGACCCUCCCGUACCACAUCCAACAAGGAGCACUCCCUGGAAUUCCGCCUCAAAGUGGGAGAGGUUCUGAUGAGGGCGACCAGGGCAAUGGGGGAACUGGCAACCCACCUCGGCCAUCCUCUGAUUAGCGUUUUCCUGCAAGGAACCAGGGACCCCGACCAAAGUCUCCGGGCCAGCAGUUUGUCAAACCCGGGGGAGCUCUGUCCAAGACUGGACUAUACCCUGGGAACUUUAUGUGUGCAGCUCUGCUCCUGUCUGACCGCUUUGACAAAAACUGAGAAGGAGGCAGAGGUGAGGAGAGCUGCUGUCCAUGUUAUCACCCUGCUGCUCCGAGGCCUCAGCGACAAAACCACUGAGGUUCUCAGUGAUGUGUUGUUGAACCUGUAUUGAGCCCUGAAGUGGGUGGUGCGCUCUGACCCAGAUGAUGUUGCUGUGCUCCAUGCCCAGCUAACUCUGGAGGAGAUGGAUGACAUAAUGAAGAGGUUCAUCUUCCCUAAGCAGAAGCUGCAGAAGAAGAUUGUUGUCCUGCCAUAGGACCAUUUUAAUCUCCUUUAUAACCCCUCCACAGUUUGGACAUAUUUUUAUAUGCUCUACCUCUAAGCAGCACUAGUUCUGCCUCCAUGUGACGAAAACUUUAUGGUACCUCUGGACGCACAGAACCUACAGGUCCAAACUACCGGCAGCUUCCGAAAUAAGUAUUCAUCAU
This is a messenger RNA of Gasterosteus aculeatus aculeatus (three-spined stickleback), 1951 nucleotides long. The record is from RefSeq and is a predicted model, not a curated record. NCBI's taxonomy places the organism in Eukaryota, Metazoa, Chordata, Actinopteri, Perciformes, Gasterosteidae.